Molecule: messenger RNA, 2049 nt
Organism: Meyerozyma guilliermondii ATCC 6260
Lineage: Eukaryota; Fungi; Ascomycota; Pichiomycetes; Serinales; Debaryomycetaceae
Gene: VPS33
Product: tethering complex ATP-binding subunit
Exons: 1
Coding region: 1-2049 (682 amino acids)
Biological process (GO): intracellular protein transport; vesicle-mediated transport
Cellular component (GO): fungal-type vacuole; CORVET complex
Source: RefSeq, a predicted model, not a curated record
AUGAGUCCACUAGAGAACCUCAACUCAAAUGUGCUAGACAGACUCAUCCACAAUCUUUCCACAGUGUACACAUCGCCCAACCUUCUCAUAAUAGACCGCCUUGUGGCUCCAAUUGUUGAUUUUUUGACGACAAUUCUGAAAUUACGAUCGCUGGCCAAAUUCGAUAAUCUUGUUUACUUGGAUAGUCCGCUCGAUAAAGACACCUUGAACCAGUACAAGGGCCUCAUAUUGAUCCUCGAGAGUUCGAACAAGGCCGCAAAUGAAGUUUUUGAGCUUCUGAAGAAAUUUCCAACGAAAAAGAUCCAUGUCAUUGUCAAGGAUAUGACACGACUGUUUGUGUAUAACAUCAGUAACUUGUUGAAAGGAUCCGUGACUUUCGAGUCGCUUGCGUUGAAUCCUAAUAUCGAUAAACCGUUCAGAAUAAAUUCGAAUAUAAGGGUAUGUCGCUGGUCGGUGUCACCUUUGGUUGUGGAUGAUAAAGUGUUAUCGCUUGAAAUGCGUUAUGGUGGGUUUCAGAGCUAUAUGUUUGAGCCAAUUGAGCAGAUAUCUCGGCUUUCCGACUCGUUUUUGGCACUUUUGAACGAAUUUUCAGGGAAAAAUAUGCUAAAAGUCAAAAACUAUUUCGGUAAAGGAGACCAUGCUGCUCUCUUGAUAUCCAUGAUUAAAGAGGAAAAAAUACGCCAGUACUUGGCCACCACCAUGAACCCACUACAGCAAGAAUUCUACUUGAAUAAGUACCCAGGAAAUACCGAUGUGGUGGUUUUGGAACGUAAUCUCGACUUGACCUCGGUCGCAUUGAACCAAUUGAACUACCAGGGCCUCAUAGAUGAUCUUUUCACAUUAAGAUUGAACGAAGUGACGGUGCUGGGCACCAAAUACCUCAUGAAAGACGACUUGUAUCGAGACAUCAAGCACCUUAACUUUGCCUCGAUUGGACCCAAACUCAAUCAAUUGGCACGGUUGGUGCAAGAGCAGUACAAACAAAAAGACAACCUUUCAGACAUCUCGGAGAUCCGAAAAUUGGUCAAUAAUUUGGGAAGUUUGACGUCGAAGCAGGAUCUUAUCAAGAAACACACCACUAUAUCGGAAGCGAUACUCAGCUACAUCAAAUACGGCACUGUGGACGAAACACCCACCACUGAAACUGGUCAAAAGUACAACCAGUACGAGCAGUAUAUCGAGUUUGAAAAUGAGGUUUUCGACAUGGAAUAUAAAGCUCUGGUUUCCAAGAUCAAGCAGUUCAUCACCGAGGCUUUUGACAUGUAUUUAGUGACAUCGCUGGUGAUUCUCGUAUCGAUUGUGAACGAUGGCAUCAAGGAGAAGGACUACGAUCAGAUCCACAGCAAGGCUUUUGAAAACUUUGGCAUAGAAGUGUCCUUAUUGUGGGAGUCCAUGGCUUCCAGAGGAAUAUUCAAAGUCUCCAAAAGUGGACCGAGCGAUUUCUUUGGGGCAUUUUCAGGAUUUGGGAUUAGCUCGAGUCAACCCAAGUCACCAGAGCCAAUCGAUGAGGACAAAUAUUCUCGAACUUUGGGCAUUUCUGGAGGUCAAUGGACUCAGCGCAGCAACUACUCACUCAUAAACAAGUUUUGGAACCUCCAUCCACUCUUAGAGGAAGAAGAAAGUACCAAGAGAACCGGAGAUUUGGUAGACGAAUACCCACAUCCUUCGUUCGCCUUACCAGGAAACACAGUACCCAUUCUCGUUCGACUAGUGGAAGCGCUAUACUCUCGGAAGUUCCUCAAAUAUAAACCCGUUAACAAUGUGAGUCGGAGAUGCAAUUGGGACGGAUUACAGAUGGAUACCAUGUUUGAAGGUAAAACGGUGGAUAUCAAUGUAUGCGAUUCACUGGAUAGUAAAAGAAGUGAACCCAGUACCAAGGGAUAUGUGGUUAUCAUUGUCAUUGGAGGUAUUACUAGAGGAGAAUUAAGCUGUCUCAAGUACUUGGAGCAGCAGCUACGGUCGCAGGGACAAGAAAAAGAGUUUAUUAUAGUUACAAGUGGAACAGUCAACCAGCGGAAAAUGAUCGAAGCAAUCAAGAGUUUGGACUAG